This is a messenger RNA of Esox lucius (northern pike), 717 nucleotides long. RefSeq lists its product as uncharacterized. The coding region runs from base 1 to 717 and encodes 238 amino acids. Lineage: Eukaryota; Metazoa; Chordata; Actinopteri; Esociformes; Esocidae. The record is from RefSeq and is a predicted model, not a curated record. The transcript has a single exon.
AUGCAAAAGCUGCAAUGUUUUGUCGCUAGGUUUUAUGGGAAUGACUUAUACUAUUUCAGUCAAUUAGUGCAAUGCUACCUCUACCUUUACUCAAACCCCUACCUCUACCUUUACUCAAACCCCUACUACAACCACCACCCCUACCUCUACCUUUACUCAAACCCCUACCACCCCUACCUUUACUCAAACCCCUACUACAACCACCACCCCUACCUCUACCUUUACUCAAACCCCUACCACCCCUACCUUUACUCAAACCCCUACUACAACCACCACCUCUACCUUUACUCAAACCCCUACCUCUACCUUUACUCAAACCCCUACUACAACCACCACCCCUACCUCUACCUUUACUCAAACCCCUACCUCUACCUUUACUCAAACCCCUACUACAACCACCACCCCUACCUCUACCUUUACUCAAACCCCUACUACAACCACCACCCCUACCUCUACCUUUACUCAAACCCCUACCCCUACCUUUACUCAAACCCCUACUACAACCACCACCCCUACCUCUACCUUUACUCAAACCCCUACUACAACCACCACCCCUACCUCUACCUUUACUCAAACCCCUACUACAACCACCACCCCUACCUUUACUCAAACCCCUACCUCCACCCCUACCUUAACUCAAAUCCCUACUACAACCACCACCCCUACCUCUACCUUUACUCAAACCCCUACCUUUACUCAAACCCCUACAACCCCUAA